Molecule: messenger RNA, 3141 nt
Organism: Mizuhopecten yessoensis (Yesso scallop)
Lineage: Eukaryota; Metazoa; Mollusca; Bivalvia; Pectinida; Pectinidae
Product: histone acetyltransferase KAT5-like
Exons: 13
Coding region: 17-1492 (491 amino acids)
Biological process (GO): regulation of DNA-templated transcription
Molecular function (GO): histone acetyltransferase activity
Source: RefSeq, a predicted model, not a curated record
CGAAAUUGUCCUAAACAUGACUGUAAUGGCGGACGCACAGGCGCAGAUUGAACUCAAUGAGGGGUACAGAUUGCCUGUGCUUCUCAAUAAUGGCGACGGAUGGCAUAUGGCAGAGAUUCUUGGCAAAAAGGAAUUCCAAGGAAAACAUCUGUACUACAUCCAUUAUGAAGACUUUAACAAACGUCUUGAUGAAUGGGUGCCAGAGGAAAGGAUGGAUAUUAGCAAAGCAGAGCUUCCAAAGAAAGACCCUAAAACUCCCAAAAAGGAAUCUGGAAAACUUGGAGGAGGCGGAGGAGGUGUUGGCACUGGUGCAGGUCCUGGAUCUAGGCCUGUCACACCGGAAAAAGAACUAUUGAAUGGCACAGCAAUGACAUUGUCCUUGUCAAAUAAAAAGUCCAGUGUAAACAGAAAACGGAAGGGACUAGAUGAGGACUCUAAUCACACCAUGCAGACAGGUGUUGGACCCUGCCAGAUUGGAGAUACACCAAUACACAGCAGGAACUCCACACCAACUCCAAACCUACAACCACAGACACCUCUUCCCCUGGAUCCCCAGGAAGCUCCCUCUGGAGCUAAAGUUCCUCGUCAGACGGGAAGUAUGGUGGCACACCAUGACGACAUCGUCACCAGAAUGAAAAACAUAGAUCUAAUAGAGCUAGGAAAAUACAGAAUAAAACCUUGGUACUUCUCUCCAUAUCCUCAGGAACUUGCUGGUACUCCUAUUGUGUUCAUCUGUGAAUUUUGUCUGAAGUAUGUCAAAAGCAAUAAAUGUUUGGAAAGGCAUUUAGCUAAAUGUCUUUUAAAACAUCCACCAGGGAACGAAAUUUACAGAAAGAGUAACAUAUCCUUCUUUGAAAUUGAUGGGAGAAAGAGUAAGAGUUAUGCACAGAAUCUCUGCCUUUUAGCAAAAUUAUUUCUAGACCACAAAACCUUAUAUUAUGAUACAGAUCCCUUCUUAUUCUAUGUCAUGUGUGAACAAGAUGUCAAAGGAUAUCACAUAGUGGGAUUCUUCUCCAAGGAAAAAGAAUCUACAGAGGACUACAAUGUAGCAUGUAUAUUAACACUACCACCGUAUCAGAGGAAAGGCUAUGGGAAACUGCUGAUAGAAUUUAGUUAUGAAUUAUCCAGAGUGGAAGGGAAGACUGGUUCCCCAGAGAAGCCCUUGUCAGACCUUGGGCUUUUGUCCUAUAGGAGCUACUGGUCACAAACAAUCCUGGAAAUUCUCAUCAACAUGAAACCAAGUGAAGGCACCGACCGCCCUAUCAUCACAAUCAAUGAAAUCUCUGAAAUGACGAGUAUCAAGAAAGAAGAUGUUAUUUCCACUUUACAACACUUGAAUCUCAUAAAUUACUACAAAGGACAGUACAUCAUCACAUUAUCGAAUGAACAAAUAGACACACAACUCAAGGCCAUGGCAAAACGCAAAGUGAGAAUAGACUCAAAGUGUCUACAUUGGCAGCCGAAAGACUGGAGUAAGCGUGGCAAGUGGUGAGAGAGCGUGGAGGAGCGACAACUUGUGUGAGGGGACCAUUUAUAGGAGUGCAUUGAUGCUGGAUACUCACUCAAUCCUACUGUCAAAUGUACAAGCUUUCAUUGACUUAGUGAAAUGCAAGUUCUAUCACUUGUAGCUCAACGUUUUACACAGAUUGCACCUUUGUUGUUCUGAAUGUUUCUUUGAGGAUUUACACAAUUAAACAGAUAAGAACACUGUGGUUCACACUAUUUGUUCAGUCCAGAAAAAAUAAAAUUCAGAUUACAUUUUUUUUUCAAAAAUUGUGGUAUGUAUCAUUACAUGCAUGCAGAAUAUUUUAAUAUCAGCACAUCCGAUUGGUAUUUAGUCCAAAAGUAAAUGGUGUUUUAAUGGUGACAGCCUAUUAUGAAGUGAUGCUUACUCUAAAUCAGAGUUAACCGACCACUGCUGCCCCAACAAACUAUACAGUCACAUUAAUUCAAAAAGUGAGUAGAAUACAGUUUAAAAUAUCUCAUAACUAUUUAUUCACAUUUAAAUAAACCAAUUCAACAAAUUCAAAUAACUUCAACCAAACUUAAUCACAUUUAUAUACUCACCAAAAUUUGGUAUUUACAGUAAGUAUGGUAUGUGUUGAUGGAUAUUUCUAUUCAUCAUGAUGUUAAAUGAAAACCACCCUGGCUUAGCAAAUAUUUUGUAUGACGAGGGCUAUCUGAGGUACUGAAGAGAGGAGGGGAGCAGGAAGGCAUGUUUAAAUAAUAACGUGUAUUGUAUGAGUCUAAAAAAUAAUCAUGCAUAUUUGGAUUGUAGGUUCCAGGUUCCAGGAAAGAAAAAUGUAGAGAGGGGUGAGGAUAUCAAAAUAUUUGGAAAAGCCCAAAAAUGGCCCUGCAAAUCUAAAUUUUGCAAGUGGUAAUUUGUUUCACUGAAUAAUCUGAAAGAAACCUUUCCUCACAAAGAGUUUAUGGAUAAAAUGUCAGGCUUGUUUUUUCCCACUUCAGUACACAAAAUUCUGCACUAAAUCCUGAAUUCAAGGACAAACAUUUUACUUAUUGCAUAAUUCAUUCUCGGACAUGAAAGUGUCAUUUAAAGCACAGAAUACAAAUGAUCUGGAGGAAGACAUAGUAUUGAAAAUUGUAUAUAGUAAUUUAUUGAGGAAGUAUUAUGUAGGCAAUACCAAAAGCCAAUAUUUUAGUUUCCACAUUUGAGUUGGUUUAUUACAUCUGUUGAUGUAAAUCAGAUUCAUGUCCUGUUUUGCUGAAAUAUAUAUAAGCACUGUGGUAUUAAUUAGAUUUUCAUGAAUCCUAAUAUUUAAGUAUUUUUAAGUAUUAAAAUACCAACCAACCAGCCAUACUGGACUUGAAACCCAUUAUUUCCUAGACUAUUUAGAUAUAUAUUUCCUUAUCUAUAAAGAUAUUAAACAGUCCUUUGCUGAAAUAAGGGAAAUGUUAUUAAGAUAUAUUGAUGUUGUGCAAUGAAUAGUGCAUUAUCACAUUACAAAUUUUAAGUUGUAGUUUUAAUGCAGUUGUGAUAGAAUGGAGUGAGUGAGAAAGAAUGACUCAUCGGGUAAAUCUACAUGGCUGAUGAAGCUAGUAAGGGGUGAAGCAUGCAAGAACAUUUGUAGAAACAUCCUUGUUUUAAAACGUGUGUGUAAAAAGGUGAAUAAAAUGAAACAA